This is a messenger RNA of Thermothielavioides terrestris NRRL 8126, 3005 nucleotides long. RefSeq lists its product as uncharacterized. Gene Ontology annotation, molecular function: protein binding; protein kinase activity; ATP binding. The coding region runs from base 93 to 2852 and encodes 919 amino acids. Lineage: Eukaryota; Fungi; Ascomycota; Sordariomycetes; Sordariales; Chaetomiaceae. The transcript has 2 exons. The record is from RefSeq and is a predicted model, not a curated record. Gene Ontology annotation, biological process: protein phosphorylation; signal transduction.
GCAGGCAGGCAGAGGCGUCAACCGAUCCUGGAAUAAUACAUAAUACCUUGCCUGCUGCAGCACGCAUGCAGCCGUCGACUUAACUCUGCACCAUGGCCAUGCUUGCGUCAAAGUCGUUUCCGACCACAAUCGGGUCUCAGCCCUCGGGGGUCGUGACUACCGCGUCACAGGCUGCAUACCAACCCGCGAGACGAGCGCCCGCCACCGCAAUGGCGGCGCAAAACUACGCCAGCCCGACCGAGUCCGAGUUUGACGACGCCGAUGGGCCCGACGCCGUGAAGAACUGGGACGAGGACAGGGUGUGCGAGUAUCUGCGGAGCGUCAAGUGUGGCGAAUACGAGAAGGUGUUCCGCAAGAAUCACAUCAACGGCGAGAACCUGCUCGAAAUAGACAAGGAGGUCUUGAAGGAGAUGGGCGUCGAAAAGGUUGGCGACCGAGUACGCCUGUUCCUGGCCAUCAAGAAGCUGCGGACAAAGACGUACGCGAAUCAAAAGAGGCGACACAGGGAAUCCUUCGCAGGGCUUGAUGCCCAGUAUAUCCCCUCCUCCUCUUCGUCACCUCGCCCCGCUGGUGGCCGCGCGGCGCCUCCUGCGUCCUCGAACAAGAGGUACUCGCGCCAGUACGAUCUCUCAACCGCUGCUGUUGCUGCUGUUGACAGCUCGAAACCUUCAUCGCGACCGACAUCGCCACUCCCGAGCGCUGAGUUCAGAACCACCCGCCAGCGAUAUGCGCAACAGCAACAACAGCAACAGCCACAACCGUCACAGUCGUAUUCCGGGCAGUCAGCCACCGCGUCGGCGAGGUUCCCCUUGUCGCCCCCCGAGCAGCCGCACUCCGGCCGCCUGCACACGAGGAACCAGUCCAGCAUGGAUGGCUCGCUGAUGGCUGCUCUGCCCCCGGGCCAGGACGUCAUCCGCGUAAUUUCGACCGGCGGCGUAACCAAGGUUGUCAAGAUUGCCGACUGCAACACAUGCGAGGAGGUCAUGCGUGUCACGCUACGCAAAUUUGCGCUGAGGGAAGACCACGAGAGGAACUACUGCUUCUGGGUUCUCAACGGCGUGGAUCCCGACCCGAACCAGUGCCGGCGCCUGGGCGACACGGAGCUGUGGAGGGUCAUCAAGGACCACACGCGUCCGGAGCGAAACCGGUUGAUCUUGAGACGCGUGCCAGCCGGAGAGCCCGGGCAGUCGGAGCUUGAGAGGGCUGCAGCCAUCGCCAUGGAGGAGGCGCAGCAGAAUCACAACCGCGCCAUGGAGAACAUGGACAAACGGAGCCAGCUGAAGGCCCAGAAGGUUCUCGGUGAAACGUGGGAGACCAUCCAGCAGCCUCCUCUUUCACCUGUCUCAUACCAAGACCGCGAGAGAUACAACGCGGCCAUGGACCUGGAGCGGCCACCCGUGAUCGAGACGGCUCGGGCCGUACCACGCCGCAAGGGUUUACUGCGCCAGUUUGGCGGGCUGCGACCACCGAGCGAGUUGAUCGCCUCGGACCUCACCAGCUACUUCCCCGACCACUCCAGGGAGGCUAUUGACCGGACGGCUCGCAUGUCCAUGAGGCGGUCGCAGCGUCUCAGCAGGGUCAACCAUCGCUUGAGCGUGGCGAGCACGCUGAGCUUUGCCUCGAGCAUCCAGGAUGCGCCGCCGAUCCCGACCAUCGCAGAUAGCUGGCUUACUGCUUCCAACCAGAUCGCCAAGGUCCGCCCGCGCGAGCCGCGUUUUCCUCAUGGCUACCGAGACUCGGUUGCCUCCUCGGUGCUCGACACCCUGCAGGAAGAAUCGUCGCCGAUGGAGCCGAACAGGAAAUCCUACGUCUCCUUUGCCGACAGCGGCUCCGACACGGCUGCGCUGAGCAUCACGGAUCCCGACGGCAACGUCGUCCGGCACAGUUACUUUGACGGGAGUACGACCGGCUCGGGCGGCUCCGGAUCGCUACAGGAUGUCAACCAAGCCCUGACGGAGGACGGCGAGGACGCCGACGAAGAGCUGCAGAGCUUCCUCGCGGGCGAGUCAUGGGACGACAGCAAGUGGAUGAAAGGCGCUCUCAUCGGCCAGGGCUCGUUCGGCAGCGUCUACCUCGCGCUCCACGCCGUCACGGGCGAGCUGCUCGCCGUCAAGCAGGUCGAAAUGCCGGCGCCCGGCGCCAACAGCCAGAGCGACUCGCGCAAGAAGAGCAUGAUCGAGGCGCUGAAGCGCGAGAUCAGCCUGCUGCGCGACCUCCGCCACCCCAACAUCGUGCAGUACCUCGGCUGCGGCUCGUCGGCGGAAUACCUCAACAUUUUCCUCGAGUACGUGCCCGGCGGCUCGGUGCAGACCAUGCUCAACUCGUACGGCGCGCUGCCGGAGCCGCUGGUGCGCAGCUUCGUGCGGCAGAUCCUCAACGGCCUCUCGUACCUGCACAACCGCGACAUCAUCCACCGCGACAUCAAGGGCGCCAACAUCCUGGUCGACAACAAGGGCACCAUCAAGAUCUCCGACUUUGGCAUCUCCAAGAAGCUCGAGGCCUCCAACAUCCUCAACGGGCCCAACAAUAACAAGCACCGCCCCUCGCUGCAGGGCUCCGUCUUCUGGAUGGCCCCCGAGGUGGUCAAGCAGACCUCGUACACGCGCAAGGCGGACAUCUGGUCGCUCGGCUGCCUCGUCGUCGAGAUGAUGACCGGCCAGCACCCCUUCCCGGACUGCACCCAGCUGCAGGCCAUCUUCAAGAUCGGCGGCGCCAAGGCCACCCCCACCAUCCCCGAGCACGCCAGCGCCGAGGCCAAGCAGUUCCUCGCCCAGACGUUCGAGAUCGACCACAACAAGCGGCCCAGCGCCGACGACCUGAUGCUGAGUCCGUUCCUGACGCCGCCGGCUUGAUUGAUGGCCUCGCCUUUGCGCGGGGGUUGGUGCACUUCUCUUCUCUUCGCUCUUGGCUUUCUUCCUCGGUGUUCUACAUUCUCCAGCGAGCGGAUUUGUGCUGUCUUGCUGCUUGUCCUUUGCAAACAAAAGCGAGGUCACGGCAAUUCUUGA